AUGGACGGCAUGGACGGCGACACGGACACUGACACGGAUGCACUGCCGCCUCCGCGCCCUCCGCCUCGCAGCAGCAGCGGAGCGCGGCCUGCCGGUGUUGUUGCACCGCCCAGCUCGGCUGCGGCCACUGCGGCAGCUGCACGCUCUGCCGCCCCGCCCAGCCCGCGCGGUCCAGGCGUCGCAUCUGCACCUGCACCUGCACCUGCACCUGCGCCGUCGCCGGCACCCGCCACGCGGCUGGCACCUCCUGCUGCCCAGCCACAACCACAGCAGCAGCAACAGCAGCAACACACAGCUGCUCUGGGAGGGCUGCCGGCCGACAACCCGUACAAUGCACGGGCAGGCGCUUCUGCCCACGCGCUGUCGCCAAACAGCGUGAGCCCCGGCGCGCGCAGCCCUGCGACACAGCACAAGGUCAUGGCCCCGGCGCCUGCCGCCGCCCCGCUCGCAGCGCCGCCCUCGCCGAUGAGCCUGCGGAACGGCGGCGCAGCCGUUCCUGUUCCUGCACCUGCUGCGGCGCCACAGGCGGCCACGCCCUCGCCGCUGGAGAAGCUAGAGCUCAAGCACGGCUUUGCCGAGUCCAUGAAGGAGGAGCGGACAAAGCACAGCAAGAUCUGGCUGGCCCUCAACCCACAGCCUCUCGCUUUCCAAACGGCGAGGGAUCGCGCCGAGAGAGAGGAGAACAAGGAGGUUCUCUCAGAUCCGUCGGUCACAAGGCUGAUCCACGAGAUGAAGUCUGGCGUUGCGCACGCCCCGCCGCCCUCGCUCGUUGCUGGAGAGGAAGACUUGAAGGACGCGGAAGAAUUGCCGGCGCAAGAGGAGGAAGAAGAAGAGGAAGAGGAGGAGGAAGUUGUGGACAAGAACAACCUGCCCGGCUUUGACAAGGAUGUCAUUGACAUGCUUGCUGCGCGUCGAAAGGAGCGCGAACUCCAAGAGCAGAAGCGGCGCGACGAGCUGAAGCAGAAGUUCCUGGCGGAGAAGCGUGCCAGCCAGGAGGCGUUGGAGAAGGAGAUGGCG
Molecule: messenger RNA, 1017 nt
Organism: Ilex paraguariensis (yerba mate)
Lineage: Eukaryota; Viridiplantae; Streptophyta; Magnoliopsida; Aquifoliales; Aquifoliaceae
Source: the annotation of a GenBank genome assembly